AGCAGGAGGAACCUUCAUGUUCUGGACAAUACAGAGAAAAAUUCUUUGAAGGAGUUUCAAACAAGAAGGGGCAAAGCUUUCACUUUACAUACAUGGUCACCAACUUACCCAAAUGGCUAUUUGAGGUGAGAAAUAAUGUAUCUAACCAGACUAAAAAAAUAUUCUCAGUUUUUUUGCUGUUUUGCUGAUGUGAAACUGGUGCUUCUAAAACAAAACUUUGAACGAGAAGACAUCACAUUAUCCUGAUCAUUAUGCAUCAUGAGUUACUUUUUGGCCUUCUGCAAGUCCCAUCGCGGGCUGGUGUUCACACAGUACCAGAUGCUAAGAGCUCAAGGACAUUUGUGUGAUGUUUGUUUAGUAGUGGAUGGACACGAAUUCCACGCACACAAGUCUUUUUUGGCUUGUUCAAGUGACUAUUUUAGAGCAAUGUUUAAGGAAUACACCAAGGAAUCUAAGGCCUCUAUCAUCCAUCUUAAUGUUAUCUCAGCAACAGGAUUACAAAUCAUUUUGGAUUUUAUUUACACAUCGUGGCUUUCUCUUUCCAUGAACACCUUGGAAGACACUUUGGAAGCUGCAUGCUACCUACAAGUCACGGAUGCUGUACCACUGUGUAGUCAGUAUCUCAUCAGUAACUGUGACUUGGGAAAUUGCUGUUUUGCUGCCAACAUAGCAUCAAAAUUCUAUCUUUCAGAUGCAUUGGCAGAGAUGGAGAAGUACAUUAUUAAUAAUCUCUGGGUGCUUUUACAAGAGGAUAUAGAGAAAACAGAGCUCCUUGAAUUAAACAUAAAGUCAAUGAUAAACCUGAUAAAAUCAAAUGAUAUCCCAAAGGUGCAAGAGAAAGGUUUGUUGACUUUAAUUCUAAAAUGGCUUCAGUAUGAUAGGACCAGGCACUUAUAUGUCAUGGUUCUAUUUGAAAACAUUCGAUAUGCGUUGUUGCCACUGGAUGCUCUACGUAAACUUUAUACUCAGACCGAUGUUCCUUUGACUGCUUCCAUCAAAAACCUCAUCAUCAAAGCAAUAAACUACCAUUCGAUUCCCACAAAACAGCCAGUUUUGCAAGACAAGUAUAGCACCCUGCGUAAUCACAAAGGAUGGAUUCUCCUAGUCGGGGGAGACGCUAACGGAGACCUUGUUGAAAAUGUGCUUGGAUUUGAUGUGUAUACUCACAAGUGGCGGAUGGUAACAAAUUUGCAAAUGAAAGUACAACUUCACAGCAUUUGUGUUAUUGGUAACUUCCUCUAUGUUCUUGGGGGAGAAACUCCAAAACAUGGCACAGAGGGCACCACUUCGUUGACUGUUACCAAUGUUGUUUACCGCUAUGACCCAAGGUUUAACCAGUGGAUGGAGGUUGCUAGCAUGUUAGAUAAAAGAGCACAGUUCUCCUGUUGUGUUGUAGAGAAUGACAUCUAUGCCAUAGGGGGCAGAGGAGAAAAUGAGGCCAUUGUUUCGUCUGUGGAAGUCUAUAACGUCAGUAGGAACAUCUGGACAAAAUCCAAAGAGCUGCCUUGUAAAACCCAUGGGCAUGCCAGCACAGUGUACAAAAAUGUAAUUUAUAUAUCGGGUGGUAAGUGUGCUGGUCAGGUAAAUAGUAGUAAGGAUAUGUAUUCUUUUAAUAAGUUAGAGGGCCAAUGGAAAAAACAAGCUCCUAUGUCUAUUGCACGGUUUGGACAUCAUAUGGCAACUGUAAAUGAUACCUUAUUCACAUUUCUAGGUAUUUAUGAACCAUUUUCUGAUAUUGAAAAAUACGAUCCGCUGCACAACCAGUGGAGCCGUUUGCGACCAAUGACGUUUGACCGGUUUUGCUAUGGGUUAGCAGUAGUGGAACAAACGGUGUUGCUUCUUGGGGGUAAGAAGUGGCAAGAAGGUCAAGAGGUAGCCACUCAAAAUAUCGUAGGUUAUGAUGCAGAAAAUGACUACUGGGAAGAAAUAUGUAGUUUGGCCUUUCCAUUUUCUGGUUUAAAAUGUGCAAUACUUCAGCUAUCAGAAUCAGAAGUAGCAUUAAACGACCAAGAAAAGAAAUUGUAUCCUCCGAUGACUAAUAAAAAUUAA
Spea bombifrons (plains spadefoot toad) is the source of this 2049-nucleotide messenger RNA. It is a transcript of the gene KLHL34, whose product is annotated as kelch like family member 34. The record is from RefSeq and is a predicted model, not a curated record. Bases 259 to 2049 code for a protein of 596 amino acids. The transcript has a single exon. Lineage: Eukaryota; Metazoa; Chordata; Amphibia; Anura; Pelobatidae. Gene Ontology annotation, molecular function: protein binding.